Prorocentrum cordatum is the source of this 1576-nucleotide messenger RNA. The record is from the annotation of a GenBank genome assembly. Lineage: Eukaryota; Dinophyceae; Prorocentrales; Prorocentraceae.
CCCAUCUUGACCGAUUCUUGGCGCCGAGCAGAGGGGAGGUCAGUGGGAGAGGGGAAGGCUUCUCAGAAGGGGACACGGCCCGCGCCUUCCAAGAAACAGCCUCCUUCGAAGUAGCCUUCCCCCCUCCCCCUGCCCCCUUUGUGCGCGCCGCCAAGUGUUUCCGGCUCGACCAGCUCAGACUCCCAGGCCGCCUCCAGUGCCCGUCGUCGUCACGGACAGCGGACUGACGGGGACGGCGCCCGAGCGGUGGACCUUCGACUACCUGGAGCGCCACCUCCGGGACGUGGACAACUUCUUCGUCCUCUGCGCUCGGCCUGCGAGCAGGGGCCGCUUUCCCUACUACGACAUGGGCCCAGGCAAGAAUCCCUGCAACUACGAGGUGAAUCCGAUCAAGCGCGUCGAGAUGCGCUUCCCAGACUUCCGCCGCAGGGCCAUGGACUCUCUCCGCUGCGAGCGGGCAGGGGAGCCCUCCGAGGCGUUCUACCUCCAGAACACCCUCCUCCACCGUGAAGAGUCCGAGGAGGGCCCCCCGAGGCCCGUGGGCUCGUUCGGCACCGCCUGCGGGCAGCAGGUUGGAGCGGACAUCGCGAACUUCAGAUGGAGCUGGCUGAAGCAGAUGAUGGGCGGACGGAACGCGCAGAUGUGCCAGCUGUUCUGCGGCGUGGCCGGCGGCUUCUCUCCCUGCCACUACGAUCCGCAGGACAACCUCUUCGCCCAGGUGCGCGGCUACAAGCGCGUGCUCCUCUUCCACCCCAGGCACUGGCCGCGCCUCUACCCGUGGCCGGUGCACCACCCGCAGGACCGCCAGAGCAGGGUGGACUUCGAGGGGCCGGACCUCGCCAGCUUCCCCCGCUUCUCGGAGCUGCGCGGCUGCGGCCUGGAGGCGGUGCUGGGGCCAGGGGACGCGCUGCGGAUACCACCCUGCUGGUGGCACCACGUCGAGAUGCUGCCCUCACCGCCGGAUGGCGAGGUCGUCAGCAUCAACUUCUGGUACCCGCCGCCGUCCUGGUUCUACGGCGACCUGGCGGCGGGCGACAUGGCCUGGGACAAGCCCCUCUUCGGGGCAAAGCGCGUCCUGUUCCAGAGGUGCAUCGAGGACUUCAUUGCGCAAGCGGCCAGCCCCGCCGAGGUCCCCGAGGUCCUGAGCAUGUGCGGGGAGCAGUCCCGGCUGCCUCCCCCGGGCAGCCACCUCGCUGAGGUGGUGCAGGACGCGAGGGCCUUCGUGGCGACCGUGUUCCCCGAUCCCGCCGAGCAGAGGGCCGUCUGGGCGGAGGUGCUGCAGGGCCGGUUCCUGGGCCUCGCGCCCCGCGGCGGCUGACUGCCCGCGGCGCGCGGGGCGGAUAAGAGCAGGCCGCGGGGGCGCCGCCCUGCCGCGGCGGCUGGCCGGCAGCGACGGCCAGGGCCUCCGGAGCCAGGCCGCCGCCGCCGCAGCGCGUGCAGCGAGAGGGCAGGUCGCGCACCGGAGGCCCCGCCCUUGCUCGGGGCCGCUCCUGCGCGGGGCCGAGUCCGGCAAGCCCACGGGCCGGCCUGCCUCUCGGCCUCGCGGGCUCGCGAGGCGGGUGUCUUGGAGGCCGGA